Seriola dumerili (greater amberjack) is the source of this 1686-nucleotide messenger RNA. Its product is annotated as major histocompatibility complex class I-related gene protein-like. Gene Ontology annotation, biological process: immune response. The record is from RefSeq and is a predicted model, not a curated record. The coding region runs from base 208 to 1239 and encodes 343 amino acids. Gene Ontology annotation, cellular component: external side of plasma membrane. The transcript has 7 exons. NCBI's taxonomy places the organism in Eukaryota, Metazoa, Chordata, Actinopteri, Carangiformes, Carangidae.
AGGUAACACACUUCACAUGAAACACACAGGACCUGUAAAAAAUGUCCCAGCUUCAUGUUCCACAUGUGAGAGCUGACAACAACAAACAAUCCUGUUAAACUUCCUGUUCACCUGUAAGUAUUAAACCAGGAAACAUCAUUGGACCGAAGCAAAACUUCACAUCAGCUGAUUCUCAGCUCUUCAGCUCUACUUGUUUUUCAGUCCAAGAUGAAAUUAUUUUUGUUGCUCCUCUUCUGUCACGUUUCAUCUCCAGUGAAACACUCAAUGACGUUUUUCAUCUCUGAGUCUUCUGGAGUAACAAACCUCCCUGAGUUUGUUGGUGCUGGACAGAUUGAUGACAUCACAGUGGGUUACUGCGACACCAACACAAAGGUAGUAGUAAUAAAACAGGACUGGCUGAAAAUGAUUUUCAUCAUCUACCCUCAAGAACUUCUGCAGUACAACAUAUGGUGUUCUGAGAGUAUGCCUGAGCUCUUCAAAGGCAUAGUUGAUUCUUACAUGCAGCUCUUCAACCAUAGUGGAGGUGUCCACAUUGUGCAGAUGAGGAGUGGGUGUGAAUGGGAUGAAAAUUCUGGAGAGGUCACUAGUUUUAUGAAGAUUGGUUAUGAUGGAGAAGACUUCUUAUCAUUUGACCUGAAGAAUCUGACAUGGAUCGCUCUGAAACCAGAAGCUGUCAUCAUCAAACAGAAAUGGGAUAAUAACAUAGCAAAUACAGAAACCAAUGGGAACUUCUACCAUCAUGUUUGCCCUGAGUUACUGAAGGUGUCUGUGCAAUAUGGGAAGAGCUCUCUGCAGAGAACAGAGCUUCCCUCAGUGUCUCUCCUCCAGAAGACUCCCUCCUCUCCAGUCAGCUGCCACGCUACAGGUUUCUUCCCUCACAGAGCUGUGAUGUUCUGGAGGAAAGAUGGAGAGGAUCUUUAUGAGGACGUGGACCAAGGAGAGAUCCUCCCCAACCAUGAUGAAACCUUCCAGAUGAGAGUUGACCUGAACAUUUCAUCAGUCACACCUGAAGACUGGAGGAGGUACGACUGUGUGUUUCAGCUCUCUGGAGUGAAGGAGGACAUCGUCACCAAACUGGACAAAUCAGUGAUCAGGACCAAUGAAGUUCCUCCCUCUGAGUUUCCUGCUGCUGCUGUCAGUGGAGUUGUUGUAGGACUGCUGCUCCUGGCUCUCUGUGGACUCUUCAUCUGGAGAAGGAAACACAAUGGGUUCAGACCUGCAAACACUUCAGACUCUUGAUUUCCAUUGGAUGCAGCUUCUAACUGAUCACAGUGACUUCUGCAUCGUGUCAAUACUGUGCAGAUGUGCAGAAAAAGAGAGGAGCUCAGUCAUAAAAUGUUACCAAAGAAGAUCAGAAGAGGAAAGUCGACUGCAGUGAAGUUACAGUGGCAUUAGUUCACAGUGUAAAUAUCCAUGUGCUGUGGUUAAAGGGUUUUGGAAAGUGUGUGUCAGUUCUCCUGAUGCUGAUGAUUAGAGAUGAUCUCUGAUCUGUGAAGUAGAUCAAGGCUUGAAUGAUGUUUAAUCAUAGAUUACACCAGAUAUCAGACGUCAUGAUUAGACAUUUAACCAGGAAUGUUAAUCAUCUGUGCUGUAACCUGUUAAUCUACUUUAAUAAUUUAAUAAUAAAAACACUUUCUCUGAGCCGCUGUUACAAUCACUUUAUUUCUGUUGCUUUUAUUUCAAGUU